AUGAUGAGAGUACAUCCUAAUAUUUCUUUUAUUUACUUGUUUCUUUUAAGUUUAUAUUUAUAUAAAAAUAUUGUUGCAAGUGAUAAAAUUACAAAUGGGGGAGUAGCUAAUUUGAGGAAUGGAUCCCAAACUAAUAGAACAAUACCUGUACAAAAUGAAGAAGAAAAUGAAAGUAAUAAAAAUGGAAAACUUCAAAAUUCUCAUGAACAUGUUCAACCAGCAAACAAAGCAUUAAUCUCAUCCACUAGUGCACCAAAUACAAAAGAGGUAUAUUUAACAGAUAAUGAAGAUAAAAGCGCUGCAACUGCUAGAAAUGGACAAGAUAGCACAUUAGAUCCAUUAACUUUGGGUUUAUCUGAAGCAUUUAAAUUAUUUUACAGUUCACUAUAUAAACCGGCAGUAAGAACAUUAUUACAAGAUGACAAAAAUAAGCAAAAAACAAAUGUUCAUAUAUCUGGAACACCAGACGAUCAAAAAAAUAAAGAAGAAACAAUUUUGUUAGAAUAUGAUAAUACAGCCAAAAAUAUAGUUACUGAUAGUGAGGAGGAAGUAAGGAAAGAGAAGGAGGAAGAAAGUCAAGAAGAAGAUGGAGUAGGUAAUAUAUCUGAAGAUUUGAUAGAUGAAGAAGUCAAGACAGACGAAGAUACUGAACAGGGGGAAAGUCUCAAAAAACAAUCUCAUAGUAAUGGAAAAGAUACUACUGAUAUAUCAAGUGAUGAUAAUGAACCAUAUACGAAAUUACAAGCAUAUAUAAAUGCUGAUUAUUCUGGACAGGAAAUUGAAACGUUUUUGAAAUCCGUUGUUAAUUUACUUGGAGCUGAUAGUAAGUUUAAAGAUACGUUAAACAAUUUGACAAAGGAUAUGACUGAAUAUCUACAACGUAGAAUAUUUUAA
Messenger RNA from Plasmodium malariae, 894 nucleotides. RefSeq lists its product as uncharacterized. The transcript has 2 exons. NCBI's taxonomy places the organism in Eukaryota, Apicomplexa, Aconoidasida, Haemosporida, Plasmodiidae. The coding region runs from base 1 to 894 and encodes 297 amino acids. The record is from RefSeq and is a predicted model, not a curated record.